Molecule: messenger RNA, 990 nt
Organism: Limulus polyphemus (Atlantic horseshoe crab)
Lineage: Eukaryota; Metazoa; Arthropoda; Merostomata; Xiphosura; Limulidae
Product: trichohyalin-like
Exons: 9
Coding region: 144-800 (218 amino acids)
Source: RefSeq, a predicted model, not a curated record
AUCUCAGUUUAGUUACGGUAGGUUGAGAUCAAUCGAGUGAGCACACUUUUUCACAUUAUCAGUAUAUUAACUGGUUUGUAUUUGAGCCUCAGGGACAUCGUUUUGUAAUUUAGGCCCAGCAGAGUGUUUCCCACUAAGUCAUUAUGUCCAUGCAAGUUCUGUGCAUUUUUGUUUUUCUACUUGUUGGAUAUUCAUUUGCUUUCUCAUUCAGAAGAGAUUUUAAAGCUGACGAAAGGGAAGGUUUAUUAGACAGAAUUUUCCGAAAAUACAAUGGUGAUGUUAAAAGAUAUUUCGAUGAUGACGACGUGUUGGAACGAAGAGAUCGUGAUAGACACGUACUUGAUUCAAAAGGGUUCUGGGGCGCAUAUGAACCCCAGGAGAAACGCAGCAACAAUGAGCCAUCAGAAAAGGAAUUAUUGAAGGAAGUAAGAAAACGACUAAUCAAUGAGGUCCAGAGAACUCUUAGUGACAUCUCUGCCUAUGAACGUGUCAUGAACGAAAGAAAAGGAACAGAAGAGGAUGAAGGCGCUCGGAAGUAUGCUGCAGACGAAGAAGAAGAAGAAGGUGAAGACAAGGCAUCGCGCAAGGAAAAACCCAAAUCAAACGCUUUGAGUGAAAGGGAGAUACAGGAACGAGUAAAGGAAGAAAUCAAAAAAGAACUGGCAGAAAUGGAUAAGAAAAGCGCAGAUGAUGAAGAAGAAAGUGAAGAAGAAGCUUUUCACCAAAAAUCACGAGAGCCAAAGCUCCAGGAUGAAGACGAAGAUGAUCUUGAGAAACGUCUUUUGAAGAUGUUCAUGUAACAUUUUCUGAUGCUGGUAAACAGUAGCAGUUUUGUCAUAUGAAAAUGGAAGGAUAUAAAAAUUGAUGCUACUUAAAAUUAAUAUGGAAGGAUAUAAAAAUUGAUGCUACCUAAAAUUAAAAUAGAAGGAUAUAAAAAUUGAUGCUACUUAAAAUUAAAAUGGAAGGAUAUAAAAAUUGAUGCUACUUAAA